This is a messenger RNA of Syngnathus acus (greater pipefish), 1614 nucleotides long. It is a transcript of the gene atf3, whose product is annotated as activating transcription factor 3. Gene Ontology annotation, molecular function: DNA-binding transcription factor activity, RNA polymerase II-specific; RNA polymerase II cis-regulatory region sequence-specific DNA binding. The transcript has 4 exons. Gene Ontology annotation, biological process: regulation of transcription by RNA polymerase II. The record is from RefSeq and is a predicted model, not a curated record. Lineage: Eukaryota; Metazoa; Chordata; Actinopteri; Syngnathiformes; Syngnathidae. Gene Ontology annotation, cellular component: nucleus. The coding region runs from base 156 to 794 and encodes 212 amino acids.
GGAUUGCAUCAUGACGCAGCGGUUUUGACGUCACUAAGCCCCGCCCCCUGAGGAGCGCCUGGGUGGAUAUAAGCGUGACGCAACCCGGAUCGGCUCAACACUCACGCGCACCAGCCGGCGACUCUUCUCACCAACUUCGCUCUUGACGCACGCUCAUGCUGCAGAACUCACGUCCGACGCUGGCCGAUGUCAGCUGUUCGGCGUCGGUCCCGCGCCCGUCGCCGGUCCCGCGUCUGUCCCCGCCGGGCUCGCUCUCCUUGGACGACCUAAGUCACUUGACGACCGGCGCCGAGCGCCGGUCCAGUCUGGCCGCACUCGCCGACGGCAGCUCGGACGGCGCCAGCUCCUGCUCGGAUUUCAGCACCGGGGGGAAGUCGCAGCGGUCGCAGACCGAGGCAGACAGGAGGAAGCGAAGGCGAGAGAACAACAAGGCCGCCGCCGCCAAAUGCCGCAAAAAGAAGAAGGACAGGACGGAAUAUUUGCUGCUGGAGUCUGAGAAGCUGGAGAGCGUCAACAUCAGCCUGAAAGCUCAGAUCAAAACUCUGAACCAACAGAAGCAGCACCUGUCCUACAUGCUCAACCAGCACCGUCCCACCUGCAUCGUCCGCGCCCACAACGGGUGCACCCCAGACCAGGAAACGGCCGACCUCUUCAUGCGCCACCUCCAGGAGAGCCCAACCACCUCCCUCUUUACCAUCCAGGACGCCGCCGGCUCCCUGUUUGCCAGCACCCAGGAACUGGACGCCGGCAACCUCCUCAGCCUGGACCACGUCCAGUGUUCGGUCUCCAUGUGACCAGACCCUGCAAAAUACUUGUAUGUCAAUAUUCAGCUUUAAACGACAGCCCCUGCAGUCCCUCCCUCCAUUGUGUCCUUGGCCACAAGAUGAGGGACCUGUGGAACGUUUACCAUUUGGAAUAUUUCCAAAAUUCUCCUGACUAGCCCCACAAGAACACGGAAAUGUUUUGUGAGAGGUCCUCAGUGCUGCUAAGGGGCGCAGAGGACGGCCGACCCCUCACCCCACGAACCCGAGCUGCUGACUGGACAAAGUCGCCUGCAUGGAAAACUGGACUUUUCAUCGUUCUUUUCCCGUCCAAGGCCAAGCUGGAGCACUUUUGCUUUUUGUGCCAUGUCCACUAGAUAGCACUGUGACUGUUGCACCACUACUUGCUGCUCAGCGAUGCACAAAGAAGCUGAGUGAGAAAAGUCAUUGUUUUAAAUUAUUGUUUAUUUAUUUCAAGACAGACGGUUAACUGUCAAAAUGCUGCUAAUUGCCCAUGUUGUAAUCACUCAGGACCUUACAAGUUGCGUCCCGAGUGAGUCGUAAUGAUUCCGACAGCAUAAAACUCGACAGCUACCGAUAUCGACUAAAAGGUCUUUGUUUGUACGAUAUGUCUCCAUUUGUAAAACACUGUUUCAUGCGUGUGUGUGAAUGUGUGUGUGUGUGUGGCAAAGCUACUCAAAAUGUUAUUUUAUACUUCUUCCUUUUGUACUGUUUGGUCAUGUGACCAUGGGAGCUUUGAGCCAAAAUGUUCAACCUGUAGCCGGUCAAAGACCGGCACGUUUUCUUUUUCACUUUGUUGAAUAAAACGUUGUUUGUUGUCAAACCACAAAAA